AUGCUCUCAACCGUCAAGAAGCGCAUCUCAAGUUUGCCAGUCGUCCCUGCCAUUCUCAUGUCCGCCAUCGAAAGUGCCAAGCGCCUGGCUGCCCGCGCUGCCGUGGACGAAUUCGUCAAAGACGGCGACGUUGUCGGCAUCGGCAGCGGGUCGACGGUCGUGUAUGCAGCCGAGAGGCUUGGCGAGCGCGUGGCCAACGAAGGCCUUCGCAUCUCAAGCAUCCCGUCGUCGUUCCAAGCGUCGCAGCUGAUCUCGCAGCACAAGUUGAACUUGACCAACUUCGACUCGCAUCCUGUGAUCGACAUCGCGAUCGACGGCGCUGAUGAAGUGGACACGGCGCUCAACUGCAUCAAGGGCGGCGGGGGGUGCCACCUCCAGGAGAAGAUUGUCAUCUUCAACGCCAAGAAGUUUGUCAUCGUCGCCGACUACCGCAAGCAGUCGACGUAUCUGGGCGAGCAGUGGACCCAGGGCGUACCCAUCGAAGUGGUGCCGCUCGCGUACGUGCCGCUCAUACGCAAGCUCAAGGAACUGCAUGGCGCGCCCGUGCUUCGCAUGGCCAAAGCCAAGGCGGGGCCGGUGGUGACUGACAACGGCAACCUCAUCCUCGACACGCAUUUUGGGAUCCUCCAAGACCCCGCCAGCCUGGAAAAGACCCUGAAAAUGCUCCCAGGGGUGGUCGAAGUGGGUUUGUUUGUGCAGUUAGCGUCCAAGGCGUUCUUUGGCCAGGCCGACGGAUCCGUCAAGGUCGUGGUGCCGCAAUAAUUAUAAUAACCGCUAUAAUUAUAAAAACGUGAAAUAUCCGCGUACAGAUUGGCUCAAC
Aphanomyces astaci is the source of this 820-nucleotide messenger RNA. RefSeq names its product ribose 5-phosphate isomerase A. The coding region runs from base 1 to 762 and encodes 253 amino acids. Gene Ontology annotation, molecular function: ribose-5-phosphate isomerase activity. Gene Ontology annotation, biological process: D-ribose metabolic process; pentose-phosphate shunt, non-oxidative branch. Lineage: Eukaryota; Oomycota; Saprolegniomycetes; Saprolegniales; Verrucalvaceae. The record is from RefSeq and is a predicted model, not a curated record. Gene Ontology annotation, cellular component: intracellular membrane-bounded organelle. The transcript is spliced from 4 exons.